ACACUAAAAAUUUCCCACCCAAUAUACCCAAAGCGAACUCUGAAGGAAAAUGUAGCACCGUCGCCCACUUUCUUCAUCUUGGGUUAAUAUCUCUAUUCAAAAUGAAGCUCAUCACUGUCAACUUCCUGACCUGUGCUGUGAAGGGGUGCAAAACAGCAGCAGCAUCAUAUCCGCUACAUUUUCGAGAUGCUGAAUUAGAAUUGCAGGAACUGGAGUUCCAGCCAGAGUUCAUACUCAAUAUUAUUCCUCGGAUUGAUUGGGAAGGGCUGCGAGUCAUGGCAAAUGAGCUCGGUUUUCCCAAAAUCCCAGACACCAAGCCGGAAGGUGAUGCGCUUAAUGAUGAGCAGCUUCUAAAAGAACUCCACAGGCUCUUGUUAGAAACACAGGUUAUUGAAGGAAGAUUGUGUUGCGGAAAUUGUGGCCAUGAAUAUAUGAUCAAGGAGGGAAUCGUUAACUUUCUUCUUCCCAGUCAUUUGGUCUAAAUGCAUGAAGGUGAACAUUUGUUACCUUCCGUCAAUCGGCUUUGCAUCUACCGAUACUGCCUGCCAGCCGGCUGUCAACUCUACGUAAUUAAAGGAUCGCAAGUUACUUUGGAACAUGAAGUUCCACGAACUCUUUGCAGCUGGUCAACUCAUAUCAUGAGAAACGCACUUCGUUGUCAUAAAAUACAAUCCUACCAGCCGGAUGCUGGUCCUUCUCUCGACCAAUUCCAAAUGAACGCCGUCAGACUAAUGCAUCUAUCUAUAGAUG
Aspergillus vadensis CBS 113365 is the source of this 750-nucleotide messenger RNA. Its product is annotated as RNA methylation protein TRM112. Gene Ontology annotation, biological process: peptidyl-glutamine methylation; rRNA (guanine-N7)-methylation; tRNA methylation. The transcript has 4 exons. Bases 102 to 482 code for a protein of 126 amino acids. NCBI's taxonomy places the organism in Eukaryota, Fungi, Ascomycota, Eurotiomycetes, Eurotiales, Aspergillaceae. The record is from RefSeq and is a predicted model, not a curated record. Gene Ontology annotation, molecular function: protein heterodimerization activity.